This is a messenger RNA of Verruconis gallopava, 4068 nucleotides long. RefSeq lists its product as uncharacterized. The transcript is spliced from 4 exons. Gene Ontology annotation, cellular component: endosome. Bases 612 to 3617 code for a protein of 1001 amino acids. Lineage: Eukaryota; Fungi; Ascomycota; Dothideomycetes; Venturiales; Sympoventuriaceae. The record is from RefSeq and is a predicted model, not a curated record. Gene Ontology annotation, biological process: protein transport to vacuole involved in ubiquitin-dependent protein catabolic process via the multivesicular body sorting pathway. Gene Ontology annotation, molecular function: protein binding.
ACAUAUCCUUCAACGCUUGGUUCGAAGCCCGCGGUGCUGGCUGGAUUCUUUGAUGGUGAUUGAAAGUGUCUUUCCCGCUGUCUUAGUCCGAGCCAGCCCUGUGAAGGCUUGAUUGCACCAUAUCGAACACCUGUCGGUUCGAGUUCGGAGGUACCCCACCUUGGACGGCGUGCCAGCGACGACAUCACCACCACCAUCGCUAGUGGGACCUCCUUGCCGUUGGCCACGAACCUGAAUCGCAGCGCACAAAGUUCCCCCCUGUCUUGACAACGAAGCAGGCUGGCGACACAGCGGUCACGUCUUGUCGGGUUCCUUCCAGCGACUGCGUGAAUUAGCGCUUUGCCAGCAGAGAUCGCAGUCUCGACGCUCGGGCACCUCUUUUGCGGCGCACGACCACCACCAACCACGGCGCAAGACGCCAAUCUUACCUCCCUAGCCAAAAUUCGAGGUCUCUCGCGCCCGAUGCCCGAUUCUUGAGUACAUGAUACCUGUCUUCCCGCGGAUCUGAACAGCCUGGACCAAGAUAUACGAGCCCUAUUCCAACAGCUCCCUCCACGACUCCGCCUGAGGAGUCGUAGGCAGGCAGCGAGCAUCCCAGCACGACCACCACAAUGGCGCAAUCGCCCAUGUUAUCAUGCCCUCUAAAACAAACUAACGAAAUCGACUGGAUAUCGCCCCUCAAGGCCUACAUACGUGACUCAUAUGGCGACGAUCCGGAGCGGUACUCGGAAGAGUGCGCGAUGCUCAACAGGCUGAGACAGGACAUGCGCGGCGCGGGAAAAGACAGCGCUUCCGGGCGUGACCUGUUGUAUCGGUACUACGGACAGCUUGAGCUGUUGGAUUUGAGGUUUCCUGUGGAUGAGAACCACAUCAAGAUUUCCUUCACCUGGUUCGACGCUUUCACCCAUAAGCCGACGUCGCAGUACUCGCUCGCCUACGAAAAGGCGUCAAUCAUAUUCAACAUCUCCGCCGUCCUCUCCUGCCAUGCUGCUCUGCAGAAUCGUUCCGAAGAAUUCGGCCUCAAGACAGCCUAUCAUUCGUUUCAAGCCUCAGCUGGAAUGUUCACCUACAUCAACGAGAACUUCCUUCAUGCCCCAUCCGUGGACUUGAGCAGGGACACGGUCAAGACGCUGAUCCAGAUCAUGCUGGCCCAGGCACAAGAGGUCUUUCUAGAAAAACAGAUUUCGGAUAAGAAAAAGGUUGGGCUGCUGGCCAAACUAGCCAGUCAAGCGGCGUGGCUUUACGGGCAGGCCCUCGAGGGCGUUCAGGAAAAUGUCACGAAAGCCGUCUUUGAACGGGUCUGGCUACUAGUUACCCAGAUCAAAUCAAACUACAUGUCCUCGUUGGCGCAAUAUUACCAGGCCUUGGCUGACAACGAUGCUAAUGCGCAUGGGGUUGCAAUAGGAAGGCUCCAAGUUGCUGAGUCGCUUGCCCGUGAAGCAAAUCGCAUCGCGAACUCCUUUCCUUCCUCCGUGCCUGCGAGCUCAAAUCUCACGUCCGAAACAGGCCCCACUCUCGCAGAUGCAACAAAACGCCAUCUAACGGCCUGCUCGGAAAAGCUGGCCGAGUUCGUCAAGGAUAAUGACUUUAUCUACCACCAGCCUGUGCCUUCGGAGGCUGGACUUGCCGCUAUACCGAAACUACCUGCAGCGAAGGCGAUUCCUGUAAGUGAGUUGUACCAGGGACAGGAUAUUCAGCGGAUUAUCGGACCGGAUAUUUUCCAGCGUAUUGUACCGAUGGCGGUCACAGAGUCAGCGAGUAUGUACGACGAGGAGAAGGCGAAGCUUGUGCGUGGUGAGACCGAGCGUGUAGAAGUUGCGAAUGAUGAAAUGGCCGCAUCAUUGGACUACCUCAAGCUACCAAGCAGUCUGGAUAUCCUGAAAGGCGCCAAAGAUGGGGACAUGUCCGUGGACACGGAGUUCAGGAGGUGGUGUGAAGAAUUGGCCGGUCACCAGGGGUUCUCAGCAGAAUUCGAUGAAUUGAAUAAGAUUAAGCAACACGUCAAUGAACUGCUAGAGAACAGCAUGAAGUCGUUGGACAUGGAAGAAUCCGUCUGCGAAAAGAUGCGUUCCAAGUAUGGCGACGAAUGGACCCAGCAGCCUUCCUCUCGACUUACGGCGACUCUUCGGGCGGACAUAAAGAACUAUCGUCAGGCUAUAGAAGAGGCCAGUACGAGUGACGCUCAAUUGUACAGCACGCUUCGCCAAAACGAGAGUGACUUUGACGAGAUGCGAAGCGCAGGAGAAACAGAUGAGGCCGACAUUCUGUAUCAGCGAGCACUCAUUAAGGCAGGCGCAGCGAAGAUCAAAGGUGAUGCGAGUGAGACGCUUCUAGAUGAAGAUUUUGACAGUGGUCCAAGCGUUGCGGAACAGAUCGCGGCCAUUGAAGAGCUGCUGAAAAAACUGAGAGGGUUAAAGAAAGAAAGGGAACAGGUACUUAAGGAUCUGAAGGAGAAGGCGCACAAUGAUGACAUAUCGAAUGUUCUCAUUCUAAACAAGAAGUCCAUAUCGAAUCAGGACAGCCAGAUCUUCAAAGCGGAGCUCGAAAAAUUUCGGCCGUACCAAAAUCGCAUCCUCCAGGCGAACCACAAGCAAAAUUCUUUGUUAAAGGAAAUCACACGCACGUAUGAUGCGCUGCUGCAAGACAAACGCGUUCGCGCUGAGCAUAGCAAAUUCGAAGCCUUCUCUCGCCAGCGCAACAGCGCCCUCGCGAAAUACCGUCGUGUAUAUCAGUCUUUCAACGACCUUGUUACGGGGUUGAGCAGAGCCCAGACAUUUUAUGCAGAAAUGAAAGAGACUGUGGAGAGUUUGGCUAAAAAUGUGGAGACUUUUGUUAAUAACCGAAGAAGCGAGGGAGGACAAUUGCUAGCAGCGAUUGAAAAUGCGAGAAAGGAAAAUCAGAGUGGUCUGGUAGAUUGGGAGCGGGAGAGACUGGCCCAGCUGGUAGAUCGUAUGAGCGUGAAUAACCCAUCUUCUGGGAACUCGUCGCCGGGGCCGAGGGGUCCCAUGUCCGUAAGUUCGGGAUCCAGUGGAGGACGACCAAAUUUUGGUAAUGCACCAACAUCGCCACCGCAAUCACAGAUUGUACAACAAUACGCCGUUGCUCCAGCGCCUGGAUCGUCACAGUUUGGACCGCCCUCUGGUGUCACAUCCCUCGGCACAGGAUAUUUCCCCCGUCAGAAUGGCACCGGUAUCUCUUCCCCACCGGCGACAGCUACGCAGCAUGUAACAUACAACCCCGCGAGCUGGGGUCCAGUAUCACCACCUCCACAGCAGCAAUUUUUCUCUCAAAACAUCAAUCAACCCGGUGCUCGGUAUUCACAGCAGAGCAUGCCGUCGUACACGCCGCAUCAACAGCAGCCAGUGCCAAGUCAGGUUCAGCCCCAACAGAUGCCACCUGGAUGGCAACCACCGCCACCGCCUCCUGGGGCCCCCCCCAAUCAGCAGGACAUGAACUUUGGCAUUGGGGCUGGUAUGCAGAGUUAUCCCAGUGGGCCUGGCGGCUAUUCUGGAAGCGUCAUGAGACACCCUCCCCAAGGGCAGUCGCAUUCACAAACGGGCAUGCAGCAGCAGCCAGGAAGUGCAGAUCCGUGGAGCGGGCUAAGUGGAUGGAAAUGAGAGAGGUCCAAAGAGUCGAAAGGAUGAGGAGCUAGAUUAUAUUUCUUUCUCUUUUAUUUCUUUUUUUACACGCAAAAUGGGAAUGGAGAGGAGUGUAGCAUUCUUGUCGACUUUCUGUGUCAAUUUUGACCUUGAACUUCUUCCAAGCGCUCGCUAGGAGCUCUCUCAUCUUUCCCUCGUCGGCCAGUCUUUUUCUUUUGACUGUUUUGACGGGGAAUUCAUGCAUCGCAAAAAUUUUUACACGGGCUCGGUGAAGAAUAUGAGUCCCAAAAUAUAAACGGGAAACUAAAUGGAGGAAGGCGCCCAUCCUCAUAGUCACGACCAUGCGCAGUGUAAGAUGACAGUUAUUGUUUCUGGCAGCAUUGCUGGAUUCUUUGUUCUACUCGUGAAAGCAGCGCGACUCGUCAAAUUCAAUCUUGUCUCGCGCCGGCAAUAUUGAUCAAAAAUAUGA